This is a messenger RNA of Pocillopora meandrina, 6891 nucleotides long. NCBI's taxonomy places the organism in Eukaryota, Metazoa, Cnidaria, Anthozoa, Scleractinia, Pocilloporidae. The record is from the annotation of a GenBank genome assembly.
AUGACUCUCGUGUUGGGUUAUUACAGAAAGAAGAACAAGGUGAAAAGAGCAAUGUCAGAACCUGCUCAAUAUCGAAUUUAUCUCAGCUCUUAAUUUCACUUCCUGAAACAAAACACUCUUCACAUACAACUGAUAUCUAAGAUCCAAGAGUGAUCUUCUUUUUUUUGAAGGUUUCUAUACUUCUUCACCUUAAUUUUGUAGCUACAGAAGGCACCCUUAGAAAGUAUAAUCCUUUAUCUUGACCACUUUAUCUGCCUUGGCCAAAAGUAAGGCACAAAACCAUGUUCUUUGCAAAUGAUGCUAUUACUUUGUUUGCAAGUGAGAAUUGAAGUACACUAAUAGGGCAGGAUAGCAAUGGUAGUCAGGGAAUUGGUCACGUGAGUAAAAAAACAUCCAUAGAGAAGGAGGCAGUCAACCAGAAUGGACUGCAUUUCUCCAAAUUGUAAUAAGACCAAGCAACCUUUUUUAGUCACAUAACCUUUUUAUUGAUAGGAUGUUUUCAAGAAGCAACAAAGUUACAUGUAUGAGUGGCAGCAAUAAGUCCCAUUUAAUUUGUGUUGAAUGAAGAAAAGAUGUAAUGUAUAUUUCUAACAUUAUUUCUCUUUUUUUUCCAAUUUUAAUAUUUUACAGCAACCAAGAGUUUCACUUGAUAAUGACAACCCAAUAAAAUGUAAUUAACACCUACUAAUGCAGACAUCCAACAUAUUUUUCCUUAGUGUCUAUGUUGUGUUGAUGCAACAUCUGCUGUUAGGUGUAUGCUUAUUGGAUUGUAUGUAAUCAUGUGAUCAUUAAUUUAACUCUAUAUCAUUGUAAGCAUAUCCUGUAAGUAGCGAGUUGAAUAAAGAAGUUGAUUGAAGCAACUUGCCUCAUGUAGUUUUAGUUGUUAACAUGACAGUCUGCUUAUAGGAGUAACUCUCAUAGCCAGAGAUCAGUAAUAGCAGACACUUUUUACAAAUCUUAGAGGUGUCUGCUUAUGAGAGAGUUGACAGUAUUUCCUUUAUAAGCUUAUCAUAUUUUACUAGUUUUUGUUGUGUUACCUCAAGCACACGGACUGUACUCAAAACUAAUCUCAGGGCCGCAAGGCCCCAUGGACUGUCUUGUUAUUAUGUAAUAGCAGUUUUGUCUUGUGUCGCACCAAGCAAAAGUAAAAAAUGUUUAAUGCAUGUUUUCACAAAGGAUUUGUCUAAGGAUCAAGGAUUUGCCUAAGGAUAUUAUAAUGCUGGCAAGUCUAUAACUCUAUGUUCUCACAAGGCUGGACAAAUGUAAGUUUUACUGCCAGAUAUGUCAUUUGCACGGAAAGAUCUCUACCUAAUGAUUGUGAUUUUGCAAUUUCCACAGCUUCAGAUUACAUUCACUUAAUAAAUACUGAAAAUCCAAGCCUUGUCAACUGUGCACUUCAAUUACCCAUUGGCCCAGUUUUUACCCUAAUUCAAUACAAUACCCUCAUAGCUAUUCUUGCAAAAAAGUUGCAAUAAAGUUUAUGCUUACAUUUACAACUGUUUUGUUCAGUGACUCUUAUCAUCACAUUUAAUGCUGCCUGUUUAAUUUGACAUGUCUAUUAAAAGACUAAGCCCUUCUCAAAUAAUAUAUGCCUGCUAAAAAUUUUUUUGAUUCAGCCCCUUUUAUAGAUUAGCACCUAUUCUGACUCUUAGGCAAAAAAUAAGAGCUCUUCACAGAAAAAGAUGACAAAGUUAUGUCUUCUAAGCAAAAUGGGUCAGGUAGUAAUUUUUACUUUACCUGUCACCCUGAGCUAGACAAGCAAUAUAGUUAGAAUAAAGCUUCUCUUUUGAUGAAGAAACUUGCUGCACUCAUCAAAGAUAAAAAUCAAAUAAAUGAGUAUUAUAAAUAAGACAUUCCUUUGAACAUGCUAUGCAACCUAGGGAUGGAGCCAGUAUUUCUAGGGCCUUUCACAAACCAUCAAAGACUUACAUACUAAAAAAGCAAAAACCUCAAUUGUGAAGCCCAAUUGAAAUGGCCCCUCCUGGUUGGAUUUUUAAGUAAUAUAUCAAACAUGAGGAAGAGUGUUUCAUCUGAUAUAUAAACACCAAGAAGUGGUUGAAAAAAUGAGGUGCUGCCAAGUUCUUUUUUUAACCAACUUCAAGGUGUUUGGAUAUCAGAUGAAACAUCCCUUUCAAAUGUUUGAUAUAGCUUCUCAAACCAUUAAUAAUUCUUGAAGAAAAUCAAAGCAAAAGUUCACCAAAUUUUAUGAUAAUUAAGGUCACAUAUCCAAACCUCCUUCACAGUUGUAAUUUCCUUUGUUUUCUCAGCAUUAGCUAUUAAUGAGUUUGAGAAGAAAAGUUAAAUUACUUUUGUUAUUUUCAUAACUUACAUGUAUUGGCUUUCAACAUUUCAACAUAAGAAACCAUUCUUCUGUUGACUCCUACCUAUAAUCAAUAAACCCCACUCAAUUAUCCAUAAUUUUACUACAUCAUAUUUUACACUUUCAAUGAAAGCAACUCCUCCAACAUCUACUUUUCAUUUCUUUAACACCAAUCAAUUAAUGUGGCUUUUAUUCAUGCCUGAACCUUGUAACAUUUAAGCAAUGUAAUAAAAAAAGAACUCCACUUAGAUCAACAGACAUUGAUUAGCGUAUAACCUCUUCAAGUAUUUGUUCAAAUAAAUACAACAACAAAUAAGACUAUAUCUAUGAUUGCACCUUGAGAUUUCUGUAACACUGGUAUACUUAAAUUGCAGUACAUUCUGUUAGACAGAGUAGUAGAGUAGAACUCACAUGCAAAUGUUACAUUCAAAAGGAUUGUAUUGGAAUUGUCACCUUCAACAAAGUACCAGUGCACCUAGAGCAGAGUGUGAAUUUUUUUUUCUGAUAGCCACUUGGCUCCUAAAUUUUUCAAAGUGGUAGCCAAUUCAAAAAAAGUUGGUUGCCAUUUUUAAAGACAAACAAAACUUUUUUUUCUGCUGUCAGUAUUCUAGAUAGACCCUUAAAAAUUAAGUUGGGAAAAAGAUCUUUUAUGUGCCACAAAGUGGACACUAGGAUGGAAGACAUUCAAGUUCCCCUAAAUCCAAGCUUGCAUCUAGUAAUUGAUCGAGAUGCACAUGCUGCAUUUUGGAUACAAACUUAACAAUGAAGUUCGCCACGGAUUUAUCUUUGCAAAUCUUUUUAACUCACUAUAUCUCUAGGUAAGGUUAUGAUGAAGCACUAUAGUUGCCAAUUUCGCAACUAAUUUUCAGGAUUUGGUUGCCAAAGAGAAAAAUUUAGUUGUAUUGGCACCUGUAUUAGGUGUAAUUUCACGUCCUGACCUACAUGAUCCAUCAGGGUAAUGUCACUUUCCACAUAACACAAACAUGAUUAUUCAAGAUACAGAAGUUUUUUUAAUUCAGCUAAUGAUUUCAGUGCUCUUUCUGAGAAGGACACCAGCUUCAAUGAUGUCUUUCCUGUGAGAGAGUAUUUCGCUUUUUUAAAAUAAAAUUUCAAAAGAUUACAUAGACACUACUAAGAAGUUUCAAGUGAUGAGACCAUGCUCCCCCAAAAGGGUUCAAAUUCUUCAAGUAAUACCUAAGAACAAAGCCCUAACAUGUUUUCAGCUAGAGAAGAAAAAAUUGUUUACUUAUGGUACCAUCAGGUGCAUCUCAUAGGUUAUUUAAGUGCAUUGUACUAAUGAUGCAGGUUACAGAGAGAGGCCCCAUGAAAAUCUGGCUACCAAGGCUUUACAUGAUCAGCACACUAUGUACUUGAGUUCCACUUGCCAUCCUCUAAAACCAUUAAUAAACCAAAUGCAAUUCAAGUAGUUAUGAGAAGUCAACUUAGCAGAUCAAUUUCACCCAACCUUCCACAAAGUAAAAAUGGAGUGAAAGGGUGUCUAUUAAUUGGCUUAACACUAUUGAAAAAAGUGAGAAAAACAAACUUGGACAUUCUUCCAUAUGGAGUUCUUUUGUCUCCUUCACAGCCAUUGUUGUGGUCUCCAAUGUAAAUAUUCAAUGGUUCUUGGAAAUAUUUGUUACUUCACAGUUCACCAGAAGCAAUGCUGGGAAAAAGGUUCCUUACGUGUAUCAAAAUAUAAUUUUUGCCUCUCAAGUUAACUGUAUGUGACAAUAACAAACCAUUCAAGUGUUAUUCAUACAAAAUCAUAUGCCUCACCUACAAUCAUAGACAGGAGUGGACUUAUUUUGAUGUACUGUAUCUAAUUGUGAGUUAUGUUCCUAUAUUAUCACUACAUCUGUUAUCUGCUUGUAACUUUUGUUUGCUUUAGAUCAUUAAGAUUUGAAAUUACACAGUUUUCCUUCUUAAAUUUUUUUUUAUCAACAAAUUUGUUAGGGGAACAUCAUAAGAUUGAAAAUGGCAGUAUUUGCAGGUGCAUGCACAACUGCAAGGAUUUAGGUUAUUGGCUCCUUUAGCCCAAAUGACAGCUUCAACAGUCACAGCAACUAGGCCAAGCAAGGAUACAAUAGUGAGUGUGCUUCAACAAAGCUGACCAAGGAUACAAUAUUAUCUUAUCUAUAUACAAUAUUAUAUAUCCUUAUGGAUAGCCUGUCUUAAAUCAAGGAGAGCCCAAAUAAGUUGAAACUUCCUCACACUGUUUAAUGCAUGAAUAAAGAUACUGAUAUUGGGUUUAAAGCAAAACAGGUCACGUGUGAGAAAACAAUUAUCUACUGCCGAAAUACCAAGCAGUGUGGAGUUGUUUAUGGAACAACAAAGGGAUUUCCAGAACAUCUAUGCUGACAACAAGGUUCUAGUUGAGAUUGAGACAUUGCAGUAAUCAAGACCAGCGGCUAAUUAUAAGAGCAUUCUUGAUUAAUUCAGUCAUACAAUGGAAUAAUUCAUGUGCUUCCUUCAACCACUGCUUUUAAAAUGGGGUAGAUUCCAAAGAUGUUCACACGAUUGAUCACCAUGGAGCUUCCAAAACUAUUAAAGCCCAAGAAGAAGAAACUGGACAUACAAGGAGGGAAAAAGCUCAGAGGAUGACAUAUAUUUUGUACCACCAGUUUCUUCUGAAUUAUGUUUAAGGAAAAUGAAGGAAUGCAGGACACAAGUAUUGGUCUAUCAAAAUAAUUCAGGAGUAGGAGACCAGAUAAGGCUCAUCUUUGUUGAAACAACUGUGCAGCAGAGUGUAAAUGUCACAUGCCAGAUUGUGGUGUACAUACCAAGUACCUAGUGCCAAAAAAUAAAGAAACUGCUUUUUAAAAAACCACAACUCUGAAAAAGAAGGAAUGCAGUCAGGAGUGCCUGAUGAAAGUAUCUAAAAUUAUUUGCCAGACAAAUUGUUCACUUAACUGCUAAGGGUGACAUUAAAACUCCCCCUAUAUAGCUACAUAGAUAUACCAACAUGUAUAGCUGUUUUGUCAACCAACAACACACAAAACAGAAGUGCUUUGUCCCACACUGGAGAAUGGUUAACUAAAGUAGAAAGUUUGUGAUUCAGCUGUUGUAAUAUGAUACAGUUUGGAUGAAAUUGUCCAGGAAAUAAUAAUUGCAUUCCUACCAUCUGCUGCUAUUGGAUCCAGUUUGUGUAUUGUUCUCACAUUUUGCUUGUAUAUGUGUUUUCUUCCUGACAACAAUGUAUUAUUUUUUACACAUCGUUUAAAGCUACUUGUAUUAGCUAUCAUUUGUAACUUAAAAACAUAUGUACUUCUUCGUGCCAGGCUGAAAUAACAGCCAGCUCCAAAAACAAGAGGCAUAAUGGCAUCAGAGUUUUGUACAAUUUUCAGCCGUUAAGUAAAUACAGCUUAUGGUUUCAUUCAAAAGGGAGAAAAUAUGGAGAAUUAUUGUUUUCAAUGGAUGAGUUCUUUUUAAGUAAAGAAAGAAGAUGCUCCGAUUAAUUUUAUAUAUUUUUUGUAACAAUCUGCUGAUUAAAGAAAGAACUUGUUCAUGGCAAAUAUUCAUAAACAUGAUUUAUGCAAAUUCUUGAAAGAUGAUCACUGUUAUUACUACCAUUGUCAUUUUGAUCCUUAUUCAUUGCCUUUUCUAUUGUUUUCUUAAUUCAAUGUCAAAAUUAUUAGGAAGUGUAUAGUUUUUUUUUAAUGUUGUAAACUGUUUUUCUUAUAUUUUCAUUAUUUCAUGUGACCCAAUUAGAAGGUGCAUCCUUUCCUUCGGCUUGUUUGUUCCAUGUUUGAUCGAAGAAAUGAAAAACGCGCCAAUUGCAUUGUUGAGUCAUGUGAGCAAGCGGGAAUUUUUAAGAACACGAAAGAGGUGCAGAGAAGCAUGAACUGAGAGCGAGUGCUUCUCGCACUUCUCAAUAGUGCACUCGUGACAGAAGGCGCCUGCUUUAUGGAAAUAUCAUACACUUGUACUGACCAAUCAAGGCGCGCGCAUUUCUCUGAACAUUUUUUAAAUAGAAAUAACGUUACUUAUGAUGGAGAAAGAUGUACUUUGUGAAUGCCAGCCACGGGAAAUUGAACCUCAUUCUACUUUUGUUUCUUCUACUCUGUCAGUGUAUUUUGUGUUCAAUCUCCAAUUUGGUAAGAAAAAUAAUAAAAAGAACCUGUUAUUGCUUGUUAUCUUUGAAGAGAAAAAAAAAAGUUGUGCGAUACCCAGCCAAUAGCAUGACUGGAACUGUGAAAUAAAUAAAGGAUCUACUUGAAACAGGAGAUCCGUUAGUAAUUGUAGUUUUGUCUUGGGAGAUCGGAAACCUAUUUCAGUGGUGGCGACAUUUUGUUCUCUCGCCCAAACUAUCGAGAGUUACUUCUAAUUUAAGACGGAAAAGGCUGAAAACUGUUUUUCUUUUCUUAACAGAAGUGUUUUGCGGUACCUUCGCUGUUCAGAAUGGUUUCAAACACAAUAAUCAUUGCUUCCCUACCUCAAAUCAAACGAGACACAUCUGCAUGGCUAACAUGAUUCCUCCCCAACCAAGACUCGCAAGCAUUGUGCGUCGGACACCGCCAACGAUCCCAGUCAAGAGAAAAGAAAAGUUGAAGUCCGUCCCCACACAAGCAUAG